AUGGAUACGAGCCCCUCUGUUCAGGCCUUUGAGUUUCAGGGUAAUCGUCUACCAUUCGUAGCUGCGUCUUAUGGGUCUCCAACAAACUAUAUCGGUGCUCAUUCGCCUUUGUUUUCUACCGUCGCCGACGUAACGUUGCCCGGCCAUAUGCCUUAUCCCUUCCUGAAUCUGAUAGACUUUACGAAAACGGGUAGCCGCAGUUCUGUAAUCAUACCAUCGCAGGCCUCUCCGACUUACGGCGCGCCGUAUCUGUCAGCUAUGGAAAUUGGUCUCCUCGCUGCAAGGAGUAGUCCCAUGUUUGGUAGCAUGCCAUCGAGUCCUUCUUAUGGUCUUAGCCCGCUAAACAGUCCAAAUACGAACACAGCGAUACCCGUCAUUGGCAAACCUCAGCUUAUUCCCUUUCUGCCUACGGCACCUGCCUCUCAGAAUCCCGGCCUCCCGCCUCUGAUCAGAAUUCCGUCAAGUCCGGGUAAUCCGCUGGCUUCUAUGGCUCAAGUACCUUUGCCGCCAGUCACUACCACAGUGACCAGUGUAGCUAAUACCUUCUUGCGUCGGUUAAGUUCGGCAGAAGGAACUGAUGAUGACAAGUCAGAGCCAUUCGGACGACAGUCAGACGACAGGAAGGAAUCGAAGAUGCCGCAUAUCAAGAAACCAUUGAACGCCUUCAUGUUGUACAUGAAAGAAAUGAGGCCCCAGGUGAUGGCUGAAGUCGGUCUGAAAGAGCGACAGUCAGCGGAGAUCAACCGAAUUUUGGGCAGAAGGUGGCAUAUGCUCAAUAAACAAGAGCAACAAAAGUAUUAUGACAUGGCAAGAAAAGAAAGGGAACUGCACAUGGAAAAGUAUCCUGGUUGGUCUGCUCGAGACAACUACGCUGUUCACAAGAAGAAGAAACGGAAGAAAGACAAGAGUCAUGAUAAUUCGGAGAUGAAGAAAUGCCGCGCAAGGUUUGGAUUGGACCAACAGAGUAAAUGGUGCAAGCACUGCAAGAGAAAGAAAAAGUGUUUAUGGUUCAAGGAUUCGGAUGCUGAUGGUACGGAUAUCGCUGAGCAAAGUCCCCCCUCUCAAGUUUCCUCAACGACACAGUUUUCAGCCGUGGAGACACAUGUGUCGAUUGUCGAUUCCGUGAAACAGACUAGGCCAGCCGAGCUACUUAACGGCGGUGAGACGGAGUCAUCGAAAAGUCCCUUGUCGCAUGUUAGUUCCACGACUAGUGUGACGCAGAACGGUAAUACGGUUAAAAACCACGAAGAUGACGUGGGAGACGACGAAAAGCUGCAUAUGUCCAGUCCUUCAUCAAACAGCGACAUCAUGUCCGACGAUGAUGACAGCGAGCCGCCGGUCAACUCUCCUAAUUUAGUGGACAUGUCGCCAUGUGAAGAAGACAUGAAAGUGCCGCCAGUGUUUCCAUCUAAAGGAGCUGCGGUUUAG
Soboliphyme baturini is the source of this 1428-nucleotide messenger RNA. The record is from the annotation of a GenBank genome assembly. NCBI's taxonomy places the organism in Eukaryota, Metazoa, Nematoda, Enoplea, Dioctophymatida, Soboliphymatidae.